AUGUCUUUUUCAGACUUUGAAUCGGGAAGAACAAGGACGCCACCCCCAAACACAACAAGAUUUAGUAUUUAUGUAAAACUAAAUGAUGUACACUUGCCACCUUUUUCAAUUGACGAUUUGAAUCUACAAGAUUACCUUCGUUUAAAACGCAAAACGAAUAAUGAUUCUUUUUCUGAACCAUUGAAAGCAUUGAGUCCAUCUACUUCUACUCAUACUUCUAUUGGAAUGAUUUCUCAUGGUGAUGAUUUCAAUUAUGAGUCAGUUGUCAAUCAAAAUGAUGUAGCUAGUGUCAAUCAAAAUGAUGUAGCUAGUGUUAGCAAUGACUCCCAAACCAAAAACAAAACAAACGAAAAAGUUGAAAAACACAAAAGUGGAAUUUGGAAUCACGCGACAAAAGUCAAGGAUAAAGACGGAGAGUACUUGAAAUGCUCAUAUUGUUUUAAAAAAUUCAAAGACUGUGGCAAUACGUCUAACAUGAUUAAACAUCUGACUAACGUGCAUCCACUCCUCUACAAUCCCACACAAGGUAAAUCACCAAAGAAUGUUGUGUCAACUGGAACAUCAAAUUCAUUAAAAAGAAAAGCUACCACUACUAUGGUUAAUUCAGUACAAUCUAGUGAGAAACGUUGUACUUCAUUCACACCUAAUAUCUCCACUGCUUUCAAAAAGAUCGAGUCAUUUCAAGGGGGAAAGAAGGCUGAAGAUUUGACAAAUGCCGUUUUGUUCAUGAUUUGCAAAGGUAUGCGUCCCAUUUCCAUAGUAGAAUGUGAAGGGUUUCGAUACUUAAUGAGAACGGUAGCACCCUUGUACAAAGUUCCUUCGGCAAAAACCAUAACUAGGAGAUUGGAAGCUCGAUAUGCAGUAUUACACAAAGCAAUGGUAGAUAAGCUCAAAGAAAUAACAUCGUAUUCUUUGACAGCUGACAUUUGGACUGAUCAAUCAACGAAAAGUUACUUGGGAGUAACCAUUCACUAUUUUGACGUUACACAAAAUGAUAGUGAAAUGCAAUCUUUUCGUCUAGGAUGUGUACCUUUGCAUGAACCUCUUAUUACUGACGGGGGCGCAAAUAUUUCGAAAGCAGCUGAAGAUCUUGUUGGCAAGGAUAAACAUAUUAUUUGUUUAGUUCACAGGGCUGCUCACAUUUUACCUGACUCAAUAGACAGUGAGAAACAAUUAGAUGAAAUAAUUUGCAAGUUGAAAACUAUUAUAACAAGUAUUAGGAAAUGCGGUCCUGCUUCUGACGAGCUGAUAAAAGGACAACAAGAAGAUAUUGACCGUCAUAAACAAAGAUCAACAGAGGCAUCGGGUGAUCAAGAAGCAAUUCAUAUCAAUGAAACUCCACUAAAAAUAAUCCAAGACAUGGAUACAAGAUUUACGUCAACAGUUGACAUGAUAGAGAGAUAUCUCCUAUUAGAGAAUUACAUGUAUAAUGCUUUGAAACAAGUGAAAAAUGGUAGGGAUCCAUUAAAUAGAAGGGAAGUUGAGGUGCUUAGCGAUGUUCUCAAUAUUAUGAUACCUAUACGACAGAUAAUUACGGAUUUAAGUACUGAAAAGCACGCUACCUGUAAUUUAGCUAUUCCUAUGGUCAAUUGCAUGGUGCAUGUGCUUGAAGAAUAUCAGCCAUCUACAGCAAUCGGUAAGAGUUUCAAGGAUAUAGUAUUGAUGAACGUCCAGAAAAGACUGUCUUACUUAGAGUCGACUCCUAUGUUGGCUGCAGCCACUAUUUUGGAUCCGAGGUUUAAAAAACUCCACUUUCAAAAAAUACAAUGUGCCUCUAGGACCUUAACUAAAAUUAAUAAGUUAUUGCAAGAAACUGUAUCCUCUAACAAUGGAGCAUCAAUGAAAGCUGUUAGUUCACGUGCUGAACCCUUAACUUCCUCAAGUAACAUAAAAAAUAUUUGGAGUUAUCACACAUCUUUAAUUAACAGUCAACAACAGAAGCAGCAAGACGCACAUUUUCAUAGGCAGGAUAUACAAAAAUAUCACUGGGAACUUGAACAUUAUAUGCAUGCACCUUUAGCCGACAAUAAGGAAAAUAUUUUAAUUUAUUGGAAAAAGAACAGCGCAGCAUAUCCAGAGUUAAGCAAAAUUGCUUUACAAAAAGUGACGAUACUCGCUACAUCUAUACCCUGCGAAAGAUUAUUUUCAUUAGCUGGAAAUAUUAAAAAUGACUUACGAAACCGAUUAACUGGUAUGCACUUAAAUAUGUUAACUUUUUUGAGUUCGUUUGGCGUAGCUGAUUGGUAG
Molecule: messenger RNA, 2247 nt
Organism: Phymastichus coffea
Lineage: Eukaryota; Metazoa; Arthropoda; Insecta; Hymenoptera; Eulophidae
Product: E3 SUMO-protein ligase ZBED1-like
Exons: 7
Coding region: 1-2247 (748 amino acids)
Molecular function (GO): protein dimerization activity; DNA binding
Source: RefSeq, a predicted model, not a curated record